This is a messenger RNA of Thalassophryne amazonica, 4602 nucleotides long. RefSeq names its product pleckstrin homology-like domain, family B, member 2a (gene phldb2a). The record is from RefSeq and is a predicted model, not a curated record. Bases 199 to 3297 code for a protein of 1032 amino acids. Lineage: Eukaryota; Metazoa; Chordata; Actinopteri; Batrachoidiformes; Batrachoididae. The transcript is spliced from 17 exons. Gene Ontology annotation, biological process: regulation of microtubule cytoskeleton organization. Gene Ontology annotation, cellular component: basal cortex.
GGAGGGAGAGGGGCUCUACUCUUUGUCAUGGGAUGAUAUUUGGGAUUACUUUGCCAUAUCUUAAGGAGAAGGAGGACUUCAGUUUUCGGACACCGGAGCACAAACUCAAGCUCAACUAUGUGAACGUGAUAGAAGGGAGCACUUAGAGCCUGGCUGCAUUGUGUUCUCAGAUCAGAUCAAAAGACACAUGUUUGUCCGAUGAAGAACAUGCUUCCUCAAAGGAGUGCUGUUGCCACACUGGGUUAUGGCUCAGACUGUAUGAAGAUUGAACACGGCAACAGUGGUUUAGCGGGUGGGACAAUGCUGAGAGGCUCCCGCUCAAAGGCAGAGCUAAAAGAACUGAUGGAGACGCUGCAGCGCAGGAAGAGCGCUCUGGAGGCUUGUCUAAGAGCAGCAGAAUGUGGCUGUAAGGACCUCAAUGUCCCCUCUCCUGUUGGCAUGCAGCCUACCAGGCCAGUUUCGGUACUUGGCAGUGCCGAUCGCCCACCAUCUGCCUCCAGAACCCUCUCCUACAUAACCAGCAGCAGUGUGCCCCCAUCGCCCCGCCAGGGUGAACGCCAGCUAAGUUCUAAUGGCUUUCUCCGUCACGCCAGUUCUCGUCACCAAUCACAAGACAGCUUACUCCUCUCUAACAUAGCAGAUGGACGCUCUCUUCUCUCCUCCUACGGGGAGCCCGUACCUUGUUCUCCCAGGGCCAAAAGUGGAGCAGCAAGUAUGCCCUCCAGUCCUCGCAUGGGUCGCCGGAUCUACUCUCAAGGCAAAGCUGGAGCAGAAUCCCGGCAGAGGAAGUAUUCCACAGGCUCCCUCAAUAGUCUCGGAAUGCACAGCCGGUCUCUGCCACGGCUCCACCACGCCACAGACCCACCUGCACUCUCACUACCUUCACGCCACGCAGUGAGUUCCCACAGAGGGACGGGCCCAGUUGCAAUGCCACGGCGCAGUCUAUCCUCACUUGAGCAACCACCAGAUGUGACCGUCCCGGCAAGCAUGCCCAACACCCCCAAGAGGGCCAGCCUAGGCUCUUUGAGCUCUCUGGGCAUAGAUCUGGACAGUGCUUGUUUAGAUCUGGGCUUUGGUGACAGCAGGUUGUCCUUUGGCAAAGGUGGGCUAAGUCCAGGGCAGAGAGUAGGCAGCAUCAGCUCUCUGAACGGCAAAGAAGAGCUGCAAGACUACCACCAACACCAGAGGGAUGAACGACUCAAGGAACAGAAAGUGCAGAGACUGGAGUGCCAGCGUCUCGAGACCAUCAUGAAUCUGUGCACGGAGUUUGGCCAAGUGAAGAGAGAGUCAGCGGGCUCCGCGGUGUCCGACCUGCAGAAGAUCAACAAGGAGUUAGAGAAGCUGCAGGUGUCAGACGAUGAGUCCGUAUUCUCAGACUCUCCGAGCAGCACCGCUCAAGAGAACUGCUUUGGGGCCAGACCCAGGGACUACCCACAUGCUGAUGAGCAACAACUCUGUCAGCAGAGACAGCAGAGUGGCUUCAGAGAGGCCCGGCCACACUCACCCUCAGUCAGUCUGCACAGCAAUGUCCCCUCACCCUCCACUCACCACAGGGCCAAAGCCCUGGACACUGUGCAGCUUAAGAAGGAAUUUAAACAAAUCGAGGAAGAAAGGAUUCAAGUUUUGAACAACAUAGAGGAGCUGGAGCAGAAGAUCAAGGACCUGGACAACCAGAUGGAGGAGUCCGUCCGAGAGAUGGAGGUAGAGUGUGCUCUGCUGGAGGGGGAAGAGGAAUCAGAGACAGUAGAGCUGCAGAGGGAAAAUGAGCUUCUCAACCAACUCAAGGAAAAGAUUCCGAGUGCUGAGAAGACGAACCUCACAAAGACGUCAGGGGAAGUUGAGGUGCAGGUGAAAUGUUUGGAAGAACUGGAUUUCCAGAGGUUGGAGAGAGAGGUCAAUCAGAGUGAGGAAAAGGAGAAUCAGGUGUUGCUCAGAGAAAUCGCUGAGUAUCAACGUGCUACAGUCACACGCAAGGAUCGAAUCAUGACGCUGAAGAAACAAUCCACACAGAUUACCUUACAGGCUCAGCAAGACCGAGAAAACUUCCAGAAAGAGAAAAACAAUUUACUGAUCAUGCUUGAGAAGGAGAAAGAGAAGCUGAUGUCUUUGGACAGAAAAUAUGCAGAGUUAUCUGAGGGACAAACAUUCAUAAACAACCCCAUAGUGAACAAAGAGCAUUUGCACUCCCUGAAGGACAGAAGGCGAAGCAACAAAGACAGCCCUUCCCACCCCAGUGACAGCCUACCUCUUAAAAGGAGAGAGCAGCUUCCUGUCUCCUACGGCCGGACGUUCGGACGCACGCUGUCCCCUAAGGGUCACCUCCCUUUGGCUCAAAGCUCUAGUUGUGGCAACGUCAUCCCACAAGGCUUCAGCUUCCCCCUACGGGAGCUGAACACCCGCCGCCUUCCCAAAACAGGCAAUAGUCAUGUGCACAUGAAUGAUGACAGACAGAGAAGGAGUGAUUUUUGCAGUAGGAUGGUCUCCGAGCCCAAUGUGUUCCUGGAUUCCUUCACCUACCCAGACAACAGUCAGGCAUCGGACACGGUCAGCGUGGACAGCUCUGACAGCUUGGAGACCAGUUACUCCGCCUGUUCCCCAGACAACAUCUCCAGUGCCAGUGCGUCUAAUAUGGCAAAGAUUGAGGAAAUGGAACGUCUACUUCGAGAGGCCCAGGUUGAAAAGCAGAGACUUCUUGAGCACAGGGAGCGCGAGAUGGAGAUGCGUAGACAGGCUUUGGAGGAGGAGCGAAGACGAAGGGAGGACCUGGAGAAACGGCUGCAAGAAGAGACUAACAGGAGGCAGAAGCUUGUUGAGAGAGAAGUUAAACUGCGGGAAAAACAAAGAUCACAGUCGCGGCUCCUGACACGCUACCACCCUGUAAGGAAAGAUGACUUUGAUCUUCACGGCCACAUUGAGGCAGCUGGACACAACCCAGCUGCCUGCUUCCAUCUAGCCCUCACUGAUAAAACCUGUCGUGGCUUCCUGGUCAAGAUGGGUGGAAAGAUCAAGACGUGGAAGAAACGAUGGUUUGUUUUUGACCAGAAUCGCCGGACUUUGACAUAUUAUGCAGACAAACAUGAAACCAAGAUGAAAGGAGUCAUUUACUUCCAAGCCAUAGAGGAGGUGUACUAUGACCAUUUAAAGAAUGCACACAAGAGCCCCAACCCAUCGCUGACCUUCAGUGUGAAGACCCAUGAUCGCGUUUACUACAUGGUGGCGCCAUCUCCUGAGGCCAUGCGGAUCUGGAUGGAUGUUAUUGUUACAGGAGCUGAGGGACACAUGCAUUUCAUGGUGUAACUUCUACCAGCAGCUGGAGGUCCUUUGUCACAUGAAAAAUUUACAGUCAUCUGCAGGUACAAGUACAAGAGCAGGCCCAUGUUUACUAUCAAAAUGGGUCUUCAGUCAGCAAAAUCAACUUACCACUUUCAUCAUCAAGCUAUUUCUUCAUUUUUACUUGAGUGAGUGAAUCAUCGGUACAUCCAGGCAAUAAUGUUUCACUUACAUUUUGUUUUUACUGACAAAGCUUUGAACAAAAGAAUAUAUUGAACACUACAUUUUCAAUGAAAGGUAUCGGAAGGACAAUGCGUAACCUGCGCCUGCACAUUUAGAGCAUUUAGGACAUUUAGAAAAUGUGUUUUUCACACUGCAGUGAUGUCAUCAUGACAAAUGAUGAGCUGAUUGAUAUGAUCGUUUGAUCACCUCGUUUGCCCUAUUGGUUGUGGAGAUAUCAUGGGAAAUAUGUUUUUCAGAUAACAUGACAUCUCACACCACGCAGCUCACACCAUUUGAUUUCAAAUGGUUUAGUGACUAAUAUAAGCUUUACAUCAUCUCUCCAGCCCUACUGGUUGUGGAGAUAUCGUGGAAAAAUGUGUUUUUAUGACUAUAGUUUUGCCAAUGUUGACCUUCGCUGCAAACAUUAAUCCAAAAAAAUAACAUCACCCGAGAAAUAUUCUUAGCAAUUUUGAUGAAAGCCUGUUAACCCUUUUCCAAGUUAUUGUGUACACACACACACACACACACACACACACACACACACACACACACACACACACACACACACACACACACACAGGCAAUUACAAUACCCUGCUGGCAACCAGCGCAUAGGUUGUUUGCACUUGCAUGAAGUCUAAAUUUGUAGCAAACACAGAGUUUGAUUUACUCCAUCACAAAUUGACAGUUCAGCCUAAUUAUGAACAAACUUAUCAUGAGGGAACUGUUUUGUUUACUACUGCACUUUCAAUAAGGGAACAAUGACUUUAAGGCCUUUUUCAGCAGUGUUUUGAACUUUAUUUGUGAAAAUGCCCCGAAUCGAGGAAUUCCACAGAUUCAGUCAUGGGUGGGGGUGUUUGUGUUGGCGAGAAAGACGGUGUGAAAAAGUUGGAUAACAAAUCAAGAAUCCAUGGAAUUGGCACUGGCUUGAAUUUAAAGUCAUCCUCAUGAACUGAAAGAUAAAAGAAACGGGAAAAGCGAACUGCAUCAUGUGCCCUCAAGAAACAUGGUAGGAAUUUUUCUCUCCCUAGAAAAUAAACAUUGUGCUGUUCAAACAGGAUUUCAGACAAUACUAUGUGACUUUUUAUUAAUGUCGACUUGCUAUCAUUA